AGAGAGAGAGAAAUAUGUGAAGAAAGGAACGGCAGCCCAGACCCAGUGUAGAUGAGAAAAGACUGACCAAAAACAAGCCAAACCACCAUCCACCCAUUUCCUUUCUACCCAACUCAUCAGGAUAUCAGAUAAGAUUAUGCCACGUGGCGCACAUGUAGUGAAACCUUCUGAUAUGGGUAGCAUCAAAAUUCUAUGUGGCAAUUAACCUCACCUACAUGAUCCAACGGUCAAAACCCCUCAACCCCAACUUGAACUUAUUCUCGGCCUUUGGAUCCAAGAUAAUGUGUUGAUUUCCCUAUAUAUAGGAUGGAGCACUAUUGAGCAGUUCUCCAACUUCUCCUACUAGUUACUUACUAGAAAAAAACCGAGUAGAAGAGGAUAAGAAAAUGUCCGUCUCCAUGAUGUCUUCGGCCACCGCCGCCCGCACCGCUGCCCCGAUCCAAGCCAGCGGCUUGAUGUCAUCGUUCACCGGGAAGUCCAUGUCUUCUUUUCCCAUGACCAGGAAGGCUAGCGUCGGCAAACGGUCUAGCAAUGCAGGGAGAAUCAAAUGCAUGAAAGUGUGGCCUCCAAAGGGGUUGAUUAAGUUCGAAACACUGUCUUAUCUUCCCCCACUCACAAGGGAACAGCUUUCCAAGGAAGUUGACUACCUCAUUAAGAACGGAUGGGUUCCUUGUUUGGAAUUUGAGACUGAGAGACCAUCUGUGUACCGUGCAUACGGCUCGACCCCGGGGUACUACGAUGGCCGAUACUGGACAAUGUGGAAGCUGCCCAUGUACGGGUGCACCGACUCUAGCCAGGUCUUGAACGAGGUCGACGAGUGCGUCAAGGAGUACCCGGACGCGUUCGUCCGCAUCAUCGGAUUCGACAACGUCCGCCAGGUCCAGUGCAUCAGUUUCAUUGCCCACAAGCCCCCUAGUUUCAAGUGAAUAACUAAGCCUCCCUGGGGGAGCUGAAGAAGAUGUUGUUUCGAUGUACUUCUCAAGUUGAAUUUGUUGUUUCCAAUUUCUACAACUUUUUAAUUGGGUUUUUUUUUUCUUUUUGUAUUAGUCUGUUUUGCAUUUUGGAUGUUUUCACUUUUGAUUUCUCCGGCUCUGUUUUCCGGAGUUUUCAAAUGAGGUGGAAAAGAGAUUUAAUAUAAUAAAAAUGCAAAAUAUUUUUUU
Molecule: messenger RNA, 1160 nt
Organism: Rhododendron vialii
Lineage: Eukaryota; Viridiplantae; Streptophyta; Magnoliopsida; Ericales; Ericaceae
Product: ribulose bisphosphate carboxylase small subunit, chloroplastic 1-like
Exons: 3
Coding region: 387-926 (179 amino acids)
Source: RefSeq, a predicted model, not a curated record